UUGGCUGAUAUAAGAAACGUCAUCAUCGAGCGCCUCUGUGUUGACGAGUCGUAAACAUGGAGKAACGAGAAGCGCUGAAGAGGCAAAUUAAACUUCUUCAAGACCUCAUCAGUAAUCACAAGAGCGUCCACGGAGAUGCACCGUUUGCAGGACCAGAACCGAGGCGUCCUCAAGCUCCUACGGCAGCCGGUACGUCUGCUGUUUAUCAUCACAGCUUCAGAGGGAGACCGUAUCCUUCUCAGAGUCGUGGAAGCUGGAGGAAAACGUAUUCUCUGAGAAACACCGGCCCCCAGUCAGUUCCAGCCUCUCCUUUUCAUCGCUGUGCCUCUCAGCUCCGAACUGACGACGUGUCCCUGCCGGGCCACAGCAGAGGAAACGAGGCUGAUCGUACUCAAACCGUACAACCAGAGAGUCCUCAGCAACAUAAAGAGCAACACGGUAAAACGAGGACAAAGGCAGCAGCGACAAACAAAUUAAACACAGAAGCUGAAAAACAAGGUUCAAGUCCAGCAGUCGCCGGCCCACGUCACGAGGCGUCGCAGACGCUGGCGUUUCAACGAGAGCUCGACAGCAGACUUCCUCCUGCAGUUAAUGCUAAUGUUUCUACACAAGCUCAAACUCAAAACAAACCUUCCCUGAGCAUCAAAGGCAGAACUGAUGUAAAGAAAACUUUAACGUCUACAACUUCAGCACCGCUCCCAGCUAGGAGCGCAGCAGCUCCCUCUGCUCCCUCUGCAGUUUUAAAGAGCGUCUCCUCCCAGAGCGUURGCUCUGAAGUUCACGAGUCUUUCUCGAAAAAGUCUAAAUUUCUGUGGGUGAAGAGCCAGACUGUGGAGUCCACCAGCACAGCUCCUGUAGCUGCUGCUGAAAAACCUUCUCCAGCUUCCACCAGUAAGAGAACCCCGCCCAAGAAACUGGCUCGAAAGCUUAGCCCGGUGGCCGUGGUUCCCAAGACCUCCAAGUACAAGUGGGUCUCGUCCUCUGGACUCCAGACCAGGACUCCUCGCAGAUCGUCCCCCAAAGCCUCGCUCCUUCCUCAGAGGAUCCUGAAAGCUAAAGCAGCUUCUGCUCAGUGUGUGAAACUCAAAAAGGAAGCGUCACUUUCUCCCGGCAGCUCUUCUUCUGGGAGUCGUUACCGUUGGAAGGCCGGGGGUCCGAGCGCUGGGGGUCCGAGCGCGGCGGCGGCGGCGUCCCACCGUACAUCCUCCUUCCACUGGACGGCGGAGAGAAACAAAGAAGCAAAAGCUGGAUUUGUUGUUUCUCCAACUUCAGCUCAGCGCUCCCUCCUCCUGUCCCCCUCCCCGAGGGGCUUCAAGCUCCGCAGCAGAAUGAAAAUCAUCAGGUCUGUCAGCAGUGGCAGUGGGUCGGAGAGGGGGGGCAACCCGCCGUUAGCGAAGGUGUCCCCCAGGACUCGCCUCCACGCCCCCACCAGGAGUCCCGCUGCGGUUCGGAGGACCCCUUCCAGGGAACUCGUCUCCUUUGGUCGACACAAGUUGAGGAGGCUUUCCCCCACGUCCUUAAAGACAAAUCCAUCGUCCUCGUCCCACAGAAGCCCCGCCUCCCAGCGGGUGUACAGGACACGCUACAAGAUGGUGACCCGCUCGAGUUCCAGUGCCACGCUGCACGCCCCAAACUACAACCCCGCUCUUUCCUGGCGGGCCAAGAAGAUCCAGUCUGCCAGGAGUUUCCUUCAGAACCGCCUCAGGCCUCCUCACGACCGGCACCCGGCGUCCUCUCAGCGCUGGGCAGGAAGUGGGAUGUGCUGGAUCGGAGGCUCGCUGUACAGAGUGUCCGCCAACAAACUGUCCCGCACCAGGACGUCCAACAUGUCCAUCAACAGAACAGGAAAGUCCUCCGGCCCGCCCGCCUCUCCUGCUCUGAGCCGUCACUUAGCCAGCCGCGCGGUCCAGAGGAGCAUCGCCAUCAUCCGCCACGCCCGCCACAGGAAGCAGCACAAGCAGUACUGCAUGUAUUACAACCGCUUCGGCAAGUGCAACCGUGGCACAAGCUGCCCCUUCAUCCACGACCCGGACAAGGUGGCCGUGUGCACCAGGUUUCUCAGAGGAACAUGCAAACAGGCGGACGGCGCCUGCCCCUUCUCCCAUAAGAUCUCCAAAGAGAAGAUGCCAGUGUGUUUGUACUUCCUGAAGGGAACCUGCAACAACAGCGACUGCCCCUACAGCCACGUCUACGUGUCUCAAAAGGCCGAAGUUUGUGAAGACUUCGUCAAAGGCUACUGCCCCGAGGGAGAGAAG
Messenger RNA from Austrofundulus limnaeus, 2255 nucleotides. It is a transcript of the gene zc3h3, whose product is annotated as zinc finger CCCH-type containing 3. Lineage: Eukaryota; Metazoa; Chordata; Actinopteri; Cyprinodontiformes; Rivulidae. The record is from RefSeq and is a predicted model, not a curated record. Gene Ontology annotation, cellular component: nucleus. Gene Ontology annotation, molecular function: metal ion binding.